AACCCAGAAAUGAAUAAUAGCAAAGGGGUACCGAUUGUUCAACUCGAUUACGACAAUCGUAAAAUAAUUUGGAAAUACCCAAAUAAACGAAAUUCAUCGAAUAAACUUGGGAUUGUUUCCUGUAAAAAUGUCUUGGGGAGGACAACGCCCCCAGCAAUAUGGAGGAUAUGGAGCACCUCAAGGGUACCAGCAGCCCGGUGCUCCUCCUGCUAAUCAAAUGUAUGGUGGAUAUGGGCAGCCACCAUCUCAAGGCUAUGGACAACCUGGCCAAUAUGGCCAACCACAGCAAGGGCCCCCAGGUCAAUAUGGUGCCCCAGGACAGCCUCCUAGAGGGCAGUAUGGAGCUCCUCCACCAGGUCAGUACGGUGCACCAGGAGCUCCUCCUCCUGGUCAGUAUGGUGCACCAGGAGCUCCUCCUCCUGGUCAGGGAUAUGGAGGACAACCUCCAGCUUAUGGACAACAGCAGCAGUAUGGUGGAUAUCAACAGCAACAGUAUGGGCAACAAGGGAUGGGUGGGUUUGGUGGACAACAAGCCCCUCCUGGCGUCAGCCCAGAAUUAUGGGGAUGGUUUCAGACUGUAGAUACAGACAGAAGUGGUAAAAUUACUGCAGAUGAGUUAAGACAAGCACUUCACAAUGGUAACUGGUCUCCGUUUAAUCCCGAGACUUGUAGGUUGAUGAUAGGCAUGUUUGAUAAAGACAGGAACGGAACAAUAGAUGUACAUGAAUUUUCUGCUUUAUGGAAAUAUAUCCAAGAUUGGAAAUCAUGUUUCGACAGAUUUGAUACUGAUCGAUCAGGAAACAUUGAUGCUAGAGAAAUACAUACAGCAUUCCAAUCCUUUGGUUAUAGUUUAUCUCCACAGUUUUGUGAUCUUGUGAUAAGAGUUUUUGACAGAAAAGGUGCCAGAAACAUUCAGUUUGAUGACUUUAUUCAAGCAUGUGUGAUGUUAAAAACAUUAACAGAUAAAUUCCGGUCAAAAGAUCAUCAGCAAAAUGGAACCGUCAGAAUAAGUUACGAAGAGUUUUUGGACAUGGCGCUGGACAUCAAAGUGUGAGAGCAAGAAUUCUGGCAGACAUUCAUUAUCAUUUGUUUAACAUUCAUAAGGACCAUUCAUAUGUAUUAUUGGAUGUAUAUAAUCAUGAAGAAGUUCUUGACAAAGAGCUGUCAACAUACUGACGUUUGAAUAUAGAAUACAAGUGCUUUUGCUAUAAGUGAUUUUUUUUUUAUAAUAUGUAAUAUUGUAGAAAUUAUAUUUAAAAUCGUGUAUCACGAAUGAAUUCUUUGUAAUAUAAUCAUGAUUAUCAUCAAUAGAAUUAAGCAUUGUGUAUGUUUUUAAAAUGAUUUGCAAACAAUGAAAGUGAUAAUCGA
Messenger RNA from Ruditapes philippinarum (Manila clam), 1368 nucleotides. Its product is annotated as programmed cell death protein 6-like. NCBI's taxonomy places the organism in Eukaryota, Metazoa, Mollusca, Bivalvia, Venerida, Veneridae. Gene Ontology annotation, molecular function: calcium ion binding. The record is from RefSeq and is a predicted model, not a curated record. The coding region runs from base 128 to 1054 and encodes 308 amino acids. The transcript is spliced from 7 exons.